This is a messenger RNA of Morone saxatilis (striped sea-bass), 994 nucleotides long. RefSeq names its product ALG5 dolichyl-phosphate beta-glucosyltransferase (gene alg5). The record is from RefSeq and is a predicted model, not a curated record. NCBI's taxonomy places the organism in Eukaryota, Metazoa, Chordata, Actinopteri, Moronidae. Gene Ontology annotation, cellular component: endoplasmic reticulum membrane.
UGCCUGUGAUGUUGGAUGAAACUAUGGACUACUUGGAAAACAGACAGAAACAGCACCCCUCUUUUACCUAUGAGGUGAUUGUGGUUGAUGAUGGCAGCAAAGACAAAACCACAGAGGUCGCUUUGCGCUACACUAGGAAGUACGGUGCAGAUAAAGUGCGGGUCCUGACGCUGGUGAACAACAGAGGGAAAGGAGGAGCUGUGAGGAUGGGAACUAUGAGCUCCAGAGGGAAAGUCAUUCUGAUGGCGGAUGCUGACGGAGCCACAAAGUUUUCUGAUAUUGACAAAGUGGAGGCUGGACUUAAUGACCUCAACCCUAAACCGGAGAACAUGGCAAUUUCCUGUGGCUCCAGAGCUCACAUGGAGAAAGAGUCGGUAGCUCAGCGAUCCAUGUUUCGUACAUUCCUCAUGUAUGGCUUUCACUUCCUGGUGUGGUUCUUCUGCGUGAGAGGCAUCAAGGACACGCAGUGUGGCUUCAAGCUUUUCACACGCGAGGCUGCGCUCAAGACCUUCUCCUCUCUCCACGUAGAGCGAUGGGCUUUUGAUGUGGAGCUCCUGUAUAUCGCCCAGUGUUUUAAAAUCCCCAUAGCCGAGGUGGCGGUCAACUGGACUGAAAUAGAAGGGUCCAAGUUGAUCCCGUUCUGGAGCUGGCUGCAGAUGGGACUAGACCUGAUUUUCAUUCGCCUGCGUUACAUCACCGGAGCCUGGAAGCUGCAGUCACCAAAUAAGACUGACUAGCCAAUCAGACAAUCCCUGGUAUCAUAGAGACAGCCUGUGACAGGGCCGUCACACCUUUGGAUGAGGUGGGAUUAACAGCCGUGUCCAUCAUUCACUGUAAUCCAGAACAAAGUACAAAGUGCAGUAUAUCACAUCCUUUUCCUCUCCAGGCGUCAUUGGAUGUGAAGAUGACACUGUUGUGAGUUCUUCAUGGUCCUGCCUUCUUUUUUUAAAAUGUUGGCUUGUGAUGGCCACCGUUACGUGCAUAUUUCUGUUGC